GUUAGGAAACACAGGUCAUAUUUAUGUGACUGCUGCUGUCAUUGUGUGGAAGACGUCUAUUUUUAAGUUAAAACAUAUACAGCUGACAAUGAAUGAAUGAAAUUAGGCGCUGUAACCGACAAGGCUGAAGUCUCCACUGUCCAUCCAGUCAAGAGAGCGGUCAGUUUAUGAUUCAGCACAUUAUGGUGCGUCACAGCAAACUCCAGAAGCAGGUAUUAGCACUGUAUCGACAGUUUCUGCGGGCUGCACAGGACAAACCCGGCUUCAUACCCAGAAUACGAGAUGAAUUUCGCACCAAUGCAGCCAUCAAGAAGACGGACGUCAUGCACAUAGAAUACCUUUAUCGCCGAGCUCAGCGCCAGCUUGAACUGCUUAAAGAUGCAAACACAAAACAACUGGGAUCAUUCAGCAAGUGGAAAGAAGACAGUUGACCACUCUCUCGGUCAUGUAAUCUUUUCUGCUUUGUAAAAAUAUUGAUGGGAAAUCACCUUCUUGGCUGGAGCCUUCAUAAAAAGCCAAGACCAACAAGGUUCUCACUAUUCUCAGGGAUGUUUACAACAUGGAUUCAUGUUUUAGGUGACAACUCAUUACUGUUUUUUUUUUACAGUGUUCUAGUUUGUAACCAAGAUUCUUUGCUGCUACAUGACUAUACUCCAUUACACUUGUAUCAUUACUGACUAAAAUAUCUUCAAAGUUACUUUUGCUUGGCACGGUGUAAAUGUUUAUCUGUUUGUGGCAGCAGUUAUCUGUUGUACAGGUAGUAUAAUGAAGUGUUUAUGAACAUUCAUUUAUUUGUUUUGUCUGCUUCAAUGCUGUAAAACUAUAAUAACAGAAAAAA
Messenger RNA from Danio aesculapii, 838 nucleotides. RefSeq names its product succinate dehydrogenase complex assembly factor 1 (gene sdhaf1). The record is from RefSeq and is a predicted model, not a curated record. Gene Ontology annotation, cellular component: mitochondrion. The transcript has 2 exons. Gene Ontology annotation, biological process: mitochondrial respiratory chain complex II assembly. Lineage: Eukaryota; Metazoa; Chordata; Actinopteri; Cypriniformes; Danionidae. Bases 168 to 431 code for a protein of 87 amino acids.